UCAGCUGAGCGUGGUGGUGGUUGAUGGGAUCACGGCUGCGGCCAGCUGUGCUGAUGCGGUCUGAUCUUGGUGGUCAAGAUCUAUCCCCGUAGGGAGGUGCGGGCCGGGGAGGGCGGGGAGCGGCUGGCAAGAAUGGGGCGGGGAUGUUCGGGGCCACCGACCAACCAAUGAAUACGUACCUGCAGCAGGCCACACAGCACAGCACACAGCACACCUCACACCUGAGAUGGAUGGAUGGAUGGAUGAAUGCCAUGCAUAUACCGGACAGCUAGAGAUCCAUACGUAGAUGCAUCCGUCUCCCGGCCUCUCAUACAUACCUUUGAGAUUUGACCCAUUGGCGUUCGACCCAUUGGCAUUGAGAUCCGUGGCCGUGUCAGACAGGUGGGCUCGUGACACCAAGACGAUGACGUUGAGUGCAGAUGCGCCGAACAGGGCGGCUGCUUGCCACGGCGACAUUUCGGGCUCGAUGAGGGCAUAGAUGAGGAGACCGACAGCGAUAAUGUACUGAAACACACAACGACAAACCAACCACAUUGACCGGCUAGACACACCGUGGUCACGACUGAGUCUGCCUCCUUACCUGUGCAGAGUCGGGCUCUCCGAGUUUGUCGAGGAGAAGCCUCUUUCCGCCUGAUAAACUACAACAAUGUGUUAACAGACGGGUGCCGGCAGAAGGAGGGGUGACUGCGACUCGUAAGUAACUCGACCCACCGGUGCUGCAAUGUUCAGUUCAAUGUAGCUCUUACACGCGGCGUCAUACACGCCACCUCUCGAGUUCGAUUUGCAUGACGCCCUCGGGGCGCCAUCCUGCUUGACCACUGCACGCACACACGCACACACACACACACACACACGUGUGAUGGUGUGUGUGUGUCUGUGUGUGUGUGCGGCGCCGACCUCUCUGCUGGGUCUUCCUGGUGAGUUUGAGGUUGGUGAAGAAGGCCACACCGGUGUGGUCAUUGCUCCCGCUGAGGAGCACCUCACUCGAAGAUGUGUAGGGGUUGUCUGUCUUGCUCGCUUGUCACACCACCGCCUCCGCCGACAGCAGGGCCCGAGACACGACAAGGCCUUUCGGGCUCCACGGGGUCCAUCUGCAAAGAAAAACACAUACUACGCGUGUGCACAGAUGCAUCCAUUGCAGUGUUCGCAGAUGCAUCCACUCACGUGCGUUCACACCAUUAGCAGCUCAAUGGUCCUGAAUGAAGUCUCGCCACCUGCGUCUUCGGGUUCUCUAUGCCUGAGACACAC
Vitrella brassicaformis is the source of this 1248-nucleotide messenger RNA. Lineage: Eukaryota; Vitrellaceae. The record is from the annotation of a GenBank genome assembly.